Molecule: messenger RNA, 2271 nt
Organism: Bipolaris maydis ATCC 48331
Lineage: Eukaryota; Fungi; Ascomycota; Dothideomycetes; Pleosporales; Pleosporaceae
Source: RefSeq, a predicted model, not a curated record
AUGAAGUUCCGCAGGAGUGUAAAGAGCGAAAAGGACACCCGCCCGCACCACAUUUCGAUUCCACCAAAGGAUGCCAUAGCCAUUGUGCCCCCCAAGAAGGUCAUAAAAGCCCUCUACGAUUACACGCCCACAGAUACCAGCCCAAACUCUGUCUACCUUGCAUUUUCCCAGGGUGACUUUCUGCACGUUGUCGGGCGUGAGGACGACAGCGACUGGUACGAAGCCUGCAACCCGCUGCACGGCACCCGUGGCCUCGUUCCCGUCUCAUACUUUGAGGGCGUUGGCAAGACAGUGCGCGACAGUGCUGGCGCCCCCCCAGUGCCUCGCGCCACAACACAACAACCGCACGAUUCCGGCUACCAAGAGCGCAUCACAAGCCCGCAACCCUCUACCCAGGACAUUAUGACGCAGCAAAUGCGCAUGUCGCGCUCGGGAAAGACAGGCGCCAUGGUCUAUGGCGUCGUUAUCUACGACUUCCACGCAGAGCGGCCCGACGAGCUCGAGGCCAAGGAGGGCGAGGCCAUCAUCGUCAUCGCCCAGUCCAACCCUGAGUGGUUUGUCGCAAAACCUAUCACCCGACUCGGCGGCCCCGGCCUGAUACCCGUCUCUUUUAUCGAGAUCCGCGACAUGACUACUGGGCAAGUAGUCACCGACACGCAGGCCGCCGUGACUGCUGCUGGUGUGCCCAAGGUCGAGGAGUGGAAGAAAAUGGCUGCAGACUACAAGAACGGUAGCAUUCCUCUCGGCAAGCUCGAAACAAACUCGGGCCAGUCGCUGCAACAAGGCAUGGAGCGUUUGAGCGUACGCAGCCAAAAUGGUGGCCACCAAAAGACCGGUUCGAUCUCCCACUCGCGCAACGGCUCCAUGGUGCAGACUCGAAAUCCGCACCGCACAUCCGACAACCUGCUCGCACCCAUCAAGGCUUGUGUGCCGCGUUACUGCUUUGCUGACGAUAUCUUCUGGUUCAUCAUUGAGUGCCAGAUGGAGGACGGCCGUCACUGGGAGUUGCAACGUUUGUACCAGGAUUUCUACGACCUUCAGAUACAGCUUAUUGCCUCUUACCCCGUCGAGGCCGGUACAAGUGGCUCGGGAGAACGAACAUUGCCAUUCAUGCCAGGCCCGGUAACCUACGUCACCGAUAACAUUUCCAACGGGCGCCGUGCCAACCUCGACGAGUACAUCAAGAACCUGCUCAAGCUGGGCCCGCACAUUACCCAGGGACACCUUGUCAAGGGUUUCUUUGCCCCACGACAAGGCGACUACGAAAUCGACCCCGAUGUUGUCGCUGCUGAAGAAUACCGUUUGUCUCAACAGUCACACCAAUCAUCAACCCCCUCACAUGGAGGAGCCAGCAGACAAUCAUCUGCCGACCAACUCCAAGCCACAACCCCGGUGACUCCUUUCUCGACUGGCUCAACCUAUGCCUCGCACCAACGUGGUCCAUCGACCGCCUCGCAAGCAUACACAACAAACCUUAAUCCACCGCCUAUGAACCACUCACAUUCGUCUGUCUCGACCGCCACCGGCACCGGUACAUCGGCGCUCAAGAUCAAAGUAUGGUUCGAGGAAGACAACUGUGUCGUCAUUCGCAUGCCCAUAUCACUCAAGUUUGUGGACCUUUACAAUAAGCUUGUUGAGAGGAGGAAGCUGGAGCGACCUGGCGAGGAAGAGGAGGAGCUGAUUGUCGAGUACAAGGACGAGCAAGAAAAUUACUUUUACCCGAUUGAGAAUGACGAGGACCUGCAGAUUGCAGUGGAGCGUAAUCCCAAGCUAACACUCAGUGUUACAACGAGGCGGUAAUGGCGGAGUAAAUGGUAAGACUUAGCAUUUCUACUUCUUCUUCUUCUUCUUCUUCUUCUUCUUCUAAUUCCCCAAGUUUUAUUUCCUUUCGUGUAUGGUAGCCCGUGCCAUUUUGCAGUGGCUACCUUGGUCCGGCUACCUUGAUCCCUGUCUUUUCCUUUGUUUUUUUCCUUUGUUCUUGUUACUUUCGGAGUUGCAUAAGGGUCCAUAGCUCGGGUGCGAACAGGUGUUUGCGGAGUCUGUGGGGCAUUAAGUGCAUGACGGCAAGCGGGUUCCUUUCUUUUCGGCCAGUCUUUUUGGUUUGAUCUGCAACUAUUUCAUCGACACAGAGAGGAGGUGUUGAGGCUAGAUUAUAUGAGGGUGGGCUUUGGAUUGAGCAACAUGUGGCGGAUGAGCAAUGAUGGGGAGGCGAGGAAUGAUAAAAAUGGUUUAUCUAUCCAUUAGGUGUAUUUGAAAAAUUUCACUCCGCUC